GCCUUUAAACUUUUGCCCUUUAGCUUAUUUGGAGUGAUUUUUAGAGGUUUUCUCUUUGCCAUUUUAGGUACAAGCCACUUUUGGGAAAACUUCUGCUAUUGCGGCAACACUCGAGAGCUGUUAUUGCAGAAAUAAUAGCUUCUUUCUUUGGUAUCUGAAAAAUAUCAGUGCUGUUUAGCUCUGUUUAAAACAGGUUUAGAUGGCAAGAAUACCCUUAUGGCUGCAUUAGAGCUGUCAGCAUUGUUGGAGCAGAAAACACAGGACCUGCAAUAGUGCCAAAAGGAGGAUGUGACUUGUGUUGCAGAGGUGAGGUUAUGGGUUCCUUAUUAGUCUUUGUCUUGUGACCCCAAAAUGGGCAACUGCAGUGGUUUUUAGACUCUUCCUAGUUCUUUAACGCCUUCUAGAGUAAUGGUUGCUGAGAUGGGAGAGUGGCUGGCAUGGAAAUGAUGGUUAAAAAAUGUAGAUAGACGUUCCAAAUUUACAUUUUGUCCCCAAAAUGUCUGCCUCCUCUUAUUUACCACUCAGGAAAACAGAGACGCAUGGAAUCACAUUUCAGAUUCAAAUCAGUGUGAAAGAACUACUGGAUACAGAUGUACUCUUAAAGCUGUUAUUUCAUUUACCAGUCAGUUAUCCAUCGACUCUACCAGAUAUUUCUGUUAGCUCAGCCCAGCUUACAAGGGCCCAAUGUAUGGAUGUGAAAGAGAAAUUACUUGAACAAGCAAAGAAGCAUCUUUCUGAACCCAUGGUACAUGAUCUGAUUCUUUGGAUACAGCAGCAUCUUAAAUAUGUCAUUAAGCAAUCAGCAACAGUUUGCCAUGAAAAAACUACUUUGUCAAAAGAGAAGAGUACAGAGGACGGAAUCUGGAUGCUCCUUUUGCAUUUAGAUCACAUGAGAGCCAAGGCAAAAUACGUCAGAACUGUGGAAAAAUGGGCUUUGGAUCUAAGGCUGACUGGAAGACUGAUGUUCAUGGGCAAGAUAAUAUUGAUUCUUCUUCAGGGUGACAGGAGCAACAUUAAGGAGUACUUGGUUCUUCAGAAAACUUCUAAGGUAGAUGUGGACUCAAGCGGAAAGAAAUGCAAAGAGAAAAUGAUUAGUGUACUGUGUGAGAAAAAAUUACAGGCACAGCAGAAAAGGUUUCAGACGUUUGAAGUCAAAGAAUAUUCAACACUGGAUGAGCUGCGAAAGGAAUUUGAGAACUCAGGACUUACAACUCUUUUCUUGGAGUUUGUGCCUCCUCUCUUGAAAUAGAAUUAAAAGAAAGCACUGGACCGUUGAGCAAACCAGUAGUAAACUGCAGGUGCUGAUGGAAGAUAAAAUGUCUAAUUUGGCAAACAACAUUAAAGCUUUUCUGCAAAAGAUGCCGGAAGUAGCCAUCCUCUUGCAAGAAGGAGAAUUCAUACAUUAAGAACAGAUAAUUUCUUGACCUUUAUGUACUGAUAACUUAUUCCAAGGAAUGUGAAAUUAAUUGUGAUAACUGCAUGGUUAAGUGUGAGAGAAUGGGGAAGAAAUCAUGUUAAAAUAAUAGUCUUUUAGUUAGAAUCAGUUUGCAAGCCCUGUUUUUCAGUGUUUUGAGUUUUGUCUCACGGUGGUGGUUUUUCAUAAUGGCCUGCUAGAAAGCAUGAUUAGUUUUGCUUUGAAAACUUACAUGAGGAUAUUUCUAUAAAAAGAGAAUCAAACACAGAUUUUAAUAUGAGGACAACAUAUUCUUAAUAUCGCUUAGGAGUUCAUCUGCUAACUUUCCCUUCUCCAUUUAUUUGAUUAUAAAUGCUAGACGGUUGAUGUAAAGGAAAAAGUCAUGUCACUUGUGGCCUGAAAACACUUCAAGUGUCAUUUUGAAUGUUAGUUCUUGUUCUAAAAUGCACAAAAACACCUAAGUGGAGAAUUGAAAUUGAUUAAAAACCUAAGGUAAAGGCAAUUGUAGUAUUUUCUUUGAUAGUUGACAGAUUCCUUUUUGCGCUUGAUCUGGUUUUACUGUCUGUGCAUCUGUAGAUAACUUGAUGGAAUUAAAAUGUCAGAGCAGUCUA
Pezoporus occidentalis (night parrot) is the source of this 2025-nucleotide messenger RNA. It is a transcript of the gene RWDD3, whose product is annotated as RWD domain containing 3. Gene Ontology annotation, biological process: positive regulation of protein sumoylation; positive regulation of hypoxia-inducible factor-1alpha signaling pathway. Gene Ontology annotation, molecular function: protein binding. NCBI's taxonomy places the organism in Eukaryota, Metazoa, Chordata, Aves, Psittaciformes, Psittacidae. The coding region runs from base 497 to 1249 and encodes 250 amino acids. The transcript has 4 exons. The record is from RefSeq and is a predicted model, not a curated record.